Molecule: messenger RNA, 744 nt
Organism: Pisolithus orientalis
Lineage: Eukaryota; Fungi; Basidiomycota; Agaricomycetes; Boletales; Pisolithaceae
Exons: 5
Coding region: 1-744 (247 amino acids)
Source: RefSeq, a predicted model, not a curated record
AUGCUGGGGGUGAAUAAAGUGCAUAAAGCAGCAGCCAGAGCCGUUGCCGAGUUCACCUGCGAUCUAAUUCAAUCACGACUUGGUUUGAGCAGGAUGUUUGUUCAGUGCCUACGCAGCAAAAGAAGCACGAGGCACAUCAGGUACAUAUAUAACUUCCUCGCCGCCGUCCUGGGGAAGCGUUUCCGUGAAUGUCGGGUAGAAAUGUUUGGCACCAUUACCCAAGGUUUGGGACUCUACAGCAGAUUGGGAUCACUGCGGUUCGACACUGUCGUUAACAAUAUCGGCGGCACGAAGGUGACCCCAAGAAUAUUUGAAAGAAAUGCCCGCAUUGAGACCACUGUUAAUGACCGUCAAGGUCUUCUCUCUCAGCACGACCUGAAUUCAGCUGCAACUGGGGGCUCCAGUGGCUAUGUGCUUACUCGCGACUUCCUCUUAAUGCAGCCCAAUCCGUGUGGUCGCCCACAGGCAUGGAUAGACGGCCCGAUAGGCAGCGAAAGAUUUGGGUUUUCUGCUACUGGAUUUUAUGUGUCCAAGUUCCCGUAUGAAACACAUUACUCACAUUUCUGUCAAGGGUGGGAAGCUUCUUCCGAAAGCGGAUGUAUUGUGGGUAUCGCAGAUCUGCUACCGCCAACUUCGCGUGGAACGCCUCACAACGGAAGGAGUCAAUAUAGCAAGGGCCUUGAAAAAAAACUGAAACCCUCAAAGCUGCGUUUUGUGAGGGACUUGCACAACUUCGAAAUCUGA